This is a messenger RNA of Aspergillus viridinutans, 1536 nucleotides long. RefSeq names its product cytochrome P450. The transcript has 7 exons. Bases 1 to 1536 code for a protein of 511 amino acids. Gene Ontology annotation, molecular function: iron ion binding; heme binding; monooxygenase activity. The record is from RefSeq and is a predicted model, not a curated record. NCBI's taxonomy places the organism in Eukaryota, Fungi, Ascomycota, Eurotiomycetes, Eurotiales, Aspergillaceae.
AUGAUCAGUCCCUCCGUCCCGAGAAUGCUGUUUCGCAGGCUGGAGAAUUACCUACUCUGCUUGUUCACAGCGUCCAUUAUCUGGUGGCGCCUUGCUAUACAGCCCCCCGUAAACAAAGACGCUCUUGCUCAUAUUCCAGAAGUUCGUUUCGAUGAGAAUGAUACACCUGAGCGGUAUACCCAGGACUCGCGGUCUCUCCUGUUUAAAUGCUAUGACAAGUACCUGCGCAAUGGGAUCCCCGUCCAAAUGCGAAACCCCAUUGGGGAGCUAGGCCCACAGGUCCUGCUGCCUAUGAAGUAUCUGGAUGAAGUUAAAUAUGCAUCGACUCAUCUUUUCAGCUUCCCUCUAUUCUCAGAGAAGGUGUUUCUUCUCAAUUACAGCGAUGCGCCGCAACAGACGGAUGCGGCAGCGCAUGUAGUUCGCGUGGAGUUGACAAAGAAUCUCGGUAUGCUAGCAAACGGCAUGUACCAGGAGGCGGUAGAAGGAUUGCAGGCAAAUCUACCUGAUUCUAAGGAAUGGAACACCGUCCCGGCUUAUAGCCUCCUGGCCAAUGUGACAGCCCGAGUAACCGCGCUGGCGCUAGUGGGACCCGAGCUCUGCCGGAAUCGCGAAUGGAUUGAUAUCUCGCUCCAAACCACCUUUGCCAUAUUCAACGCCGCAUUUAGCAUCCGCGCCAAGUACUCCCCUGGUUGGAGAUGGCUGGCUCGCUGGCAGAGCGAUGCUCCAAGGAAGAUGCGGGCGAUGCGGGCCAGAGCAGUCGAGUUGCUUACUCCUUGUUAUGAAGAACGACUAACAGCUGUAACGGAACACAGUUCCCGGAAUUACAUUGAUUGUCUGCACUGGCUGCUUAAUAUGAAUACAGGCGACAAGUCGCUUGGUCAAAUCGCGGACGAACAGUUGUUUCUGACUGUUGCAUCUAUGCAUACCACCUCUUCAAGUCUGACAUCGGUCCUGUAUGAUCUGCUCAUUCGCCCAGAGUAUUGUGCUGAGAUUACUCAGGAGGUGCACGACGCUUUGGCAGAGUGUGGUGGAAACUGGACCUUACAGCAGGUGGCCAAGAUGAAGAAGUUGGAUAGCUUCAUGAAGGAGAGUCAGCGGGUCCAUCCCAUCGGCUUUACUCAACGUGUCACAGUCCGUUCACAUACCUUCAAAGACGGCCUCCAUCUCCCAGCGGGUGUGAUAUUCCAAUUUCCCGCCGACGCGGUGCACCACGAUCCAGAAAUCUACCCGGAUCCGAACCGGUUUGAUGGCUAUCGUUUCCUUCGUCUCCGGGAGACGGUCGAUCCGAAUCGCUUUCAUUUUGCGUCGGUCUCCGAUACAAUGCUGGGGUUUGGAGCUGGUUCCCACGCUUGUCCGGGAAGAUUCUUUACUGCACUGGCCAUCAAGCUGAUCCUGGUGGUGCUUUUGACCCAGUAUGAAGUCAAACUGGCGGACUCCAAGGAUGGAUGUCGGCCGCCAAGCACAUUUCAUGACUUUAACAUGGGUCCCAGUCAAGAGGCCCAGAUCAUGCUGCGGAGGUCACUUUCUAGUACCUGA